UAAUUACUUAAAUAUUUUGUUAUCGUCGUCAGCUGUAAGCCAUCGGUACCAUCUUAAUAAAAACUACUUGACAUUUGUAGAUUUUUUGACUGUAUAAAAGUGUAGCGGGCUUUAAUAAGUGAAAUAUGGCGGAUAAAGCUGAAAAACCAGUGGGUAAUCCCAUGAAGUUUCCAUACACUUUCUCGGCAAAGAUCGCACAAUUUCCAAUUAAACAUUACAUUAAAAAUCAAUGGAUCUGGCGUUAUUAUUUCGUGGCUCUAGGAGUAUGCGUCCCUAUAUUUUAUAAAAUUAGCAAAUUGGCAAACUCGCCCGAAAACAAGAAAUCGUGGGCCGACCAGAAAGCUAAAGAAGCUGCCGCUCAUCAUUAAGAAGCAUUUGGCUGUAGGUUUGCUUGCUGCCGAAUCUAUUUGCAAUAGUUUGUUAAGUCUAAAGUUUAGUACAUAAAUUUUGCGAUUGAAUUUAUUGCAAAUAAUAACUUGAAGCAUUCAGUUAUUAUGCGUUAUUUGCUGGAUAAUGCAGUGAUCUAAAUAAAAUGUCAUAGAAGAUUUCAGGC
Messenger RNA from Glossina fuscipes, 553 nucleotides. RefSeq lists its product as uncharacterized. The record is from RefSeq and is a predicted model, not a curated record. The transcript has 3 exons. NCBI's taxonomy places the organism in Eukaryota, Metazoa, Arthropoda, Insecta, Diptera, Glossinidae. The coding region runs from base 126 to 368 and encodes 80 amino acids.